UGAGGAGAGAGGAGGCCCAGGAACACAGCCACUCAAGGUGGCAGGGCUGCUUCCUGGCCGGCACUACUACCUGGGCUCUGGAGUCAGAACGGGUCUUGAAAGCUGCUUGUGGGACGCAGUUGCUCAGCGCUCCUGGCAAAGUCCCGUACCCUCCCUGUGAUCAGCAGUCACACCUGGCAAUGACGUGCAUCUCAGAGGGAUGCUGUACGAGGACCUGCGAUGCGCCAGGUCUGUGUGUCUAUCCCCAGCACUCUACAAGGCUAGAAAAGGAGGAGGAACCUGUCCAGAAUCCCUGCAGGACAAGGAAAAGAAGGGGAAAUCUCAACAUGGAAAAACUCUACAAUGAAAAUGAAGGAAAGCUGGAAAUCAAGGGACAGCCAGAAGAUGAAGUAGAGCCUGAAGAUGAAGGAAAAUCAGAUGAGGAAGAAAAGCUGGAAGAGGAAGGGAAGCCAGGGCAUGAGGGAAAGCUCCAGAAUAAGGGACAGCCAGAUGAUGAGGGAAAGCAAGAAAAGCAGGGCAAGUCUGAAAAUGAGGGAAAACCACAUGGUGAGGGCAAGCCAGAAUCCCAGGCAAAGCCUGAGGGUGAGCCACGGGCUGCCGAAAAGCGCCCAGCUGAAGAUUAUGUGCCGAGGAAAGCAAAAAGAAAAACGGACAGGGGGACAGACGAUUCCCCCAAGGACUAUCAGGAGGACUUACAGGAAAAGCACUUGGGAAGUGAGGAGAUGAUGAGAGAAUGUGGAGAUAUGUCAAGGGCUCAGGAAGAAUUAAGGAAAAAACAGAAAAUGGGUGGUUUUCAUUGGAUGCAAAGAGAUGUACAGGAUCCGUUUGCCCCAAGGGGGCAACGAGGUGUCAGGGGGGUGAGGGGCGGAGGUAGAGGCCAAAGGGGUUUACAUGAUAUCCCAUAUCUUUAAUGCCUUUGGCCUUCAAUUCUAACUUCUCUAAUGAGAAUAUUGCUGACCCUGCUUUCCCUGGCAGGCAUUUGCCAGGCUAUGUGCUUUAACCUUAAGCUGAUACUUUGCUUUAGGUGUCACUUUUGUUACCAGCAGCCUUUUGAUCCAAUUACAGUGUUCUCUGUCUUUCAGUAGGGGAUUCUAACCCAUGUGCAUGGAAGAAAUAUUCAUGGUACACUGUAAAAUAACAAUAAAAAAAGUUUUCAGAACCACA
This is a messenger RNA of Canis lupus familiaris (dog), 1164 nucleotides long. It is a transcript of the gene TCEAL3, whose product is annotated as transcription elongation factor A like 3. The transcript is spliced from 3 exons. Lineage: Eukaryota; Metazoa; Chordata; Mammalia; Carnivora; Canidae. The coding region runs from base 180 to 911 and encodes 243 amino acids. The record is from RefSeq and is a predicted model, not a curated record.